Messenger RNA from Nothobranchius furzeri (turquoise killifish), 1789 nucleotides. RefSeq names its product WAP four-disulfide core domain 1 (gene wfdc1). Gene Ontology annotation, molecular function: peptidase inhibitor activity. Gene Ontology annotation, biological process: regulation of cell growth. The record is from RefSeq and is a predicted model, not a curated record. NCBI's taxonomy places the organism in Eukaryota, Metazoa, Chordata, Actinopteri, Cyprinodontiformes, Nothobranchiidae. Gene Ontology annotation, cellular component: extracellular region.
UUCCUCAGACAUGUGCACACUCUGUGCACUCAGCAGUAGAUGCACGGACUGCUGCUUUCGCUCUUGUUUUGUUGCUCUCCUCAGCUUUCUUGUUUCAUAGCUGCUUUUGUCUUUUUCUCCGCUCUGUAAUUCUGCUCUGCACUUUUCUGCAGCCGGAUGUAAAGUCAGGUCUGAUUGGUGAGACGAGGACUUGUGAUAUCUCUGCCUGCACAUGAGAGGACAUAGGAGAAGAAGAUCUCCACAAUAAGAGGUUGGACUCGGACCAUGCCGGGCUUUGUGGUGCUGCUGCUGUCCCUGUUGGUCCUGUCCACAGGAAGUGAUGCCAGAAGAAUAAGAAAAAGAGGGCUCAGUCAGAAGGACUACGAGUACCCCAACCAUCCCCAGUCCACGCAGCACCAGAAGAAUGACCGGUGUCCACCGCCACCUCAGAUGCUGCCGGAGCGGGCCUGUGACGUCCCAGGAUGCCGCUCAGACUCCGAGUGUGAGCGUCACAAACGAUGCUGCUAUAACGGCUGCAUCUACGCCUGCCUGGAGUCCGUUCAGCCACCACCAGUGCUGGACUGGUUGGUACAGCCAAAGCCUCGGUGGUUAGGGGGAAACGGUUGGCUCCUGGAUGGUCCUGAGGAGGUUCUGCAAGCUGAAGCCUGCAGCACAACUGAGGAUGGAGACGAGCCCCUUCACUGUCCUACGGGAUACGAGUGCCACAUCAUCAACCCCGGAAACCCCGCAGCUGGCAUCCCAAACCGUGGACAGUGCAUCAAGCAGCGCAGCAGUUCUGAUGGGCGAGGUUUGAGACACAAGUACUUCAAGGACUACAAGGAUCAUUUAGGAUCUAGUUCUAACAACGCAGUGAGCUACGACAAACAUCAUCACAAACAUCUGGGAUAGAGCCCUCCUCAGGAGGACGUCAUCCUCACCUUUAACAGCACCUCAGACAUUUCACACCUGAACCAGAAUAAGACCUCCUCCGUUACUCGUCCUGUGAGAGACGGGUGUGGUGCUGUACCCACGAUUUACAACCAAAGAAAUGUGUUUUUACUUAAAAAUGACAAAGUCAUUAAAGUGCAUUGUGAGAGCAACCAGAGCCCUUUUUCUAGUUCCUUACAGUUUUCCUUUAGUCUCGUUUUUGUUCUCACAGACAGAGCUGCUCUCUAACCUUACAUCUGGUCAGCAGAGGAAACCACGUCCAUGUGGCCGUAACGCUUCCUUCAAAGCUCCGUCUCUCAAAUCUGCAAAGAGUUACGAAGACAGAAAUAUUCCAGCUGUGGGGUUGGAUCUCUGAUCAAAUCCAAACGUGAUUUCAUAUUUAAGGAGGAGAAAUAAUGCAUGGUGAACAUUUGUGUUGUGAGGGUUUUAAAACAUGUCGACCAGCUGUGGAUUCGUUCCAGCCAACAGAUGAAGCUGGAAAGAAUAAAAGUUUUACAAAAGACUGACAUUAAAUGUGUUUAGAAAGUCAGAAUUGUGAGUAUUUUCAUGUCUUAUAUUUCAGGGUGUGUUUGCCAAAGUGUUGAUAAAAACUCUGGAGAGCGGUGCAGAAAUAAAAAGUAAAAAUAAUUAUAUAUUACAGUGCAUAUUUUUAAGUACAUUUUGCACUAAUUUUCUAUUCGUAUCAGCCUUAGCUUGUUGUGUUCUUGUAUCACAGCUGAUGGUGCUAACGUUGUUUGCUGCCUAACAGAAGAGUAAGCUGAAGUAAAACUCGGUGCAGAACUCCGUCGGCGUGUGAAUGUCACUGACUGGUGCUGCGUUUCUGCCUUGGCUGUUUCCAAUAAACCUCAUGAUCAUGAUGCCA